UGUUUGUGUAACUGUUCAUGCACGUUCAAUAAAAGUUGUAUUAGCGUUGCUUAACGCUAUUUAGCCAGAUCAUUGGUACAAAUGGGAUGUUAGCAAGAAUACAGCAGUAAAGUAUAGCUAAAGAGAUCAUCAAUUAGCCUUUUAGGCUAACCUUAGCCGCAUGGAGUUGCCUAGUAAUAUCUACUAACGCUAGUUAACGUAUAUUCUGUUCUCAAGGCUAGUUAAAGCUAACGUUGGUGGAAUUAACGUUAGACGUUAACAACACAGCCUAAACAGCCAUUUAUCUGCGUUUAAGUAUAGCAGUCGUCCUGCUUUACCCUGUGUGCGGAAUGGAUGCAACUCAGAUGAUCAGUGACUCAAUCUUGGAGUCAGAUGAGGAAGAAAACGAAGAGGAAAAUGGAAAUAAGAGGGGACGACCAUUGGCUAAACUGUGCAUCUUAAAAAAUGAAUACAUCCCUGAGACAGAGUUGCCCCUCUUUUUGGGAGAUAAUGUGCUGGGCCGUGACCCCAACACCUGCACCCUACCUUUGCCAGCACCCUCAAUAUCCAAGCAGCACGCUACCAUCUGCCUCUCUGUCUACCGUAGAAGAGGUUGUCAUAGUGAAGUGGACAUAGAGGCUUUGGUUUGGGACCUAGGGAGCAUGAAUGGGACCCGCAAGGGUCGCUUAAAGCUGACUCCUAAUGUACGCUAUGCCCUCAGUGAAAGUGACAGUUUGGUGGUGGCGGACAUCCCAUGUCAGUAUGUCAGCUGUGCUGUAGAUGGAGUCUCUUCUGAAGGAGACAUGAGGACUCCUGUGAGCAGAAAUUCAGGGCUAAAGACGAGGCUGCCAGAUACCUCAGAAGAAAAGAGAGUUGACACAAGCACAGGCAGCAAAAAACAUGUCAAUGGUGGUUGCCUGUCCUUUGAGCAAACUCCAACCCAGCCGCAGGGGACCCUGGUCCCAGAAUCUGACACGGACUCAGACGGGGAAAGAGGGGGAGAAGGCGAUAGAAGGCGCAAGGCUCUAGUGUCCGAUUCUGACUCCCAUAAAUCCAGUCCCACUUGUUCAACAUUCUUGAGUCCCACAAACAAAAUAGUCCCUGAAAGUGAGGACGAAAGUCCCAUCACACCGUACUCCACUAAAAAUAGGCCUUUCAGACAUGUCAGCUUCAGCAAGGAGGGGACAGACGUAGAUGUGGGGCGACAGGAGCUGAAGGAAAAAAAAGCACUUGCAAUUGUGGACGACAGUGAAGAGGAGGAAGGAAGGGAGGAAGAAAGAGCAGCCCUAGGAGGGAGAAAGUCUGAGGAAAGUGGACAACAUGUGCCAGUAAAACAGGAAAGCAAUGUCAGUCUUACAGGAGUAGAUGAAUUGCCUGUAUCUACACCGGCAGUCUUCACAGAUGCGAUCCCUGCAUUUAACGUGGACAGUGACACUGAUGUGGAGGGAGAGGAGGAAGAGGUGGUAUCUGUGGGUCCUGUGACCUUGAAUACAAACCAACAAGCUGAUCAACCACCAAACACAGCUCAGUUUCUAAUUGACAGUGAUACAGAUGUCGAUGAUGAUGAUGAUGCCUUAGACAAAGUUCCCAAAUCAAUGCCUUUUUCUGCUGACAACACCAGACCUCCUCAUGUUAUUUCAGUUAUUCAGCCAGAGGCCAUCACUAUGGACAGUGACACUGAUGUGGAUGAUGACGCUGUUGUGUCAGACGCUGCUACAAAAGCAAAACCCAUGUCAUUUCAGAGCACACACACAGCUGCUCCCUCAAUGCAGCUGAAAGAUUUCCACCUAGACAGUGACACAGAUGUUGAUGAGGAAGAAGAAAAGGAAUCUGGAACAAAUAAGACGUGCCCUAAAAUAGAUGAAACCCCCACUAGAUUAGAUAUCAAGCCAAUUGGGCCUGAAUCUGCCCCUGCCACUCCUCACAGCCUGCAUCUAGACACUGACACAGAUGAUGAAGCUAUUCCUGCCCCUGCCAUCGGUGAACCCUUGGUGGUGUCUGGUGUCACAGAAUCAUGCACUACUGCAGACACAGGAGCUGAUUUGGAUAUUCUGUCUGACAGUGACACAGAUAUGGAAGACAAUUCUCCUCUGGUUGUACCUGUUGUUGUCACAACCUUGUCAGUUGCUCCUGGUACCACGUCAGAAGCUUUUCAGUCAGAUUCUGAUGCAGACACAGAUGUGGAUGAUUCCAGCGUGCCCCCUUCCGGGGAUGGGGUUAAUCCAGCCGACCCUAAAGUGGACAGUGACACAGAUGUGGAAGAUAAGGAGGUGGAUUUUGGAGAGGCAGGUGAGGGCCAGAUUCCUAGCCUGCGCGGAGAAAAUACACCUGGGUUGCUGGCUCCCCUUCUGCAGAACUGCUCUACUCCUGUACAAUUGACAGAAGUGGAAGAUAUGGAGACUCAGGCUUUCCUGAGUCCCUCUUCAGGUCCCUUUAGACGUACAGUAGCCCCUGCUGUAAGACCUAAAGCAUUGUCUUCCUGCUCAGACAGCCAGGAGGAUGAGGACUUUGUCGUGGCUGAGACGCAGUCCUUCGUUCUUCAGACCAGAGAUGGGCAGCGAAACCCUCCGGGGGAUCACACCAUGGAUCCCACCAAAGCUUUUGGCCUUGAGUCUUCUGGUGAUGAAAAAGUUGAACAGUCCAGCAGAGGAGGGUCUUUCCAGCUGGGAUUGUCUGAUAGCAGCCGCCUGCAGGGUCAGGCCCAAGCUCUAGCCAUGGAAAGCACCCAAGCUUUUCUCUCUGUGGAAGGGGGUGUGAAUCUGGAAGACACCCAAACAUAUGCAGCUAUCUCGAAUGCAAACAGAACCUCCUUAGAGAAUGAUUCAAAUCUGGAGGCUAAGGCAUAUGGAGAGGAUGAUGAACCUGCCAGAUGUUCAGUAAUGUCUGAAAAAGAAGGUCAGGUAGAUUUGGCCCUAGAAGCAACACAGGCAUAUAUUUCAGAGCCCUACAGUGAUUCAGAGGAUGAAACAGAUGAAGAUGAGAGAAAAAACACUGCUACUGCUGAGACUCAGCCAUUAGACUUUCCCACAUCAUCUACUCUUGCCAUGGCUGAAACCCAACCAAUGUCUGCCUUUGAGGAAGAGGAGAGUUUGGAUAAAGAAAAUCCUCUUUCCUCUGUAUUUCAAGUUAAGCCCAAACCACAGAAUGAAACAGAAGAGAGGGAAGAACAUGGGGAGGCAGCUCAACCUCAGGAGAGGCACCUCACUGAAGCUCUGUCUGUAGCUGAAACUCAGCCCAUGGCUACAAGUGGAAAUGAGGAAAGUGAUGAUGAGGAUUUGAUUCUCGGCCCACGAAAAAGAAAAGCAAAGCCACUCCAGCUUGAAGAGGAGCAGACACAGCCCCUCAUUAGUUCUGAAACUCAGCCCAUGGCUACAAGUGGAAAUGAGGAAAGUGAUGAGGAUUCGAUUCUCGGUCCACGAAAAAGAAAAGCAAAGCUACUGCAACUUGAAGAGGAGCAGACACAGCCCCUCAUUAGUUCUGAAACUCAGCCCAUGGCUACAAGUGGAAAUGAGGAAAGUGAUGAUGAGGACUCGAUUCCCGGUCCACGAAAAAGAAGAGCAAAGCCACUGCAAAUUCAAGAACAGGAGACACAACCGCUCACAAAUUCUGAGGCCUCCACUGUUGAAACACAGCCAUUGGAAACAAAAGCUACCCUGUGGCCUCAGAGGGGAAAGGGGAGACAAUUUGAAGCUGCAACCAGUGGCAUCAUUGUUAGAGAUAAAAGAGGGACCCGGGCAAAAUUAAGAGAAGAGGAGGAGCAGGCAGAGUGUUCUGAACCUCCCAAGAGACAGACAAGAGGGAAGAAUAAAGCAUUGCCAACUACCAGAGGAAGGAGAGGAAAAUCAAGGCCUGAUGAGAGUGAGGAAGAGGAGGAGGUAGAGCAGGCUAAGCAAGCUAGAGGGAAAAAAUCCAUGAGGCAAUGGAAAGAUGAUAAGGAAGAGGGAGAAAGGCUUGAAACAGAAAGAAACAAGUAUGAUGAAAAUAACAGCCUAAUAAAGGAACAAGUAGAAGGGAGAUUGGGAGAGGAGAAAGAUGUUACAGAGCUCAGACAACAAGAGAGAGAAAGAAUGGAGAAGGAAAGGGCAGAGAUCAAUGAAAGAGAAAGGAAACAGGAGGAAAGGCAGCAUAGGAGGGAAGAACAAGAAAAAUUAGAAAGAAAAGAGAAGGAAGAACAAGAAAGAUCGCAGGCUGAAAAUGCCGAAAGGUUAAGACUUGAGCAGGAGAGAGCAGAACAAGAGAGAAUAGAGAGGGAAAGAAAGGAAGAAGAAGAAAAGGAAAGAGCUGAUAGGACACAAAAGGAAAAAGAACUACUGGAGAGGGAAAGAAAAGAGAAGGAAGAAAAAGAGACAUUAGAGCGUGAAAAGGCUGAAAGAGAAGAGAGGGAGAUAUUGGAGAGAGAAGAGAAAGAGAGAAUAGAAAAGGAAAGAAAGGAACAGGAAGAAAAAGAAAGAUUGGAGACAGAAAAGAGGGAACUAGAAGAGAAACAUGAGAGGGAAAGACUGGCCAAAGAAAAACAAAUAAAAGAGCAACAAGAAAACAAAGAAGAAGAAAACAAGCCCAAAGCACCCGCAAGAAGUCGAAGAUCAGCCAGAAGAACAAUUGAUACCCCAUGUGCAACAGAGCCAGAACAAGACUCAACCAUAUCAACCAAUGAUGAUGUCCCAGCAAGGAGAACCAGAUCUCGCUCCAACUCUUCCAACUCUGUCAGCUCAGAGAGGUCUGCUUCAAGUGUUAACACCCAGCAGAGCCAGAGAGGCCGAGGCAGAGGAGCAAGGAGGACCAGUGAGCCACCCCAGGCAGCCAUCGCCAGAAGCAGUAAUAGAAGGAGGAUGGUGGCUGCAGAGCCAACAGAACAGGACAGUAAUGAUAUUUCUCCUCAGGGAGUCCUUUCAAGGUCUAACUCAACCAAGUCCCUCAACUCUGAGAUUUCCAGCUACAGCCUAAGCUCUCAGAGCAGAGGAAGAGGAGGCAGGCAGCGAGGACGAGGGAGGAAAACAGAGGCAGCCACCAUCCUUCCUAUCAAUAGUCAGAGUGAUCAGAAUUCAGCUCCCAAACCUUCAACCAGAGGCAGGAAGUGCAGGAAAGCAGAGGAAUCCUCUAAUGAGGUUACCCAUGAAGAUGAUAAAGAGAAGACAGACUCUCAGCAGGCUAGUACCACAAGGGGGCGGCGGAGAGCCAACGCAAAUGGCUCUGAACCUGCAGAAGACCCUUCAAAUCAGGAGGAAGGAUGUGCCAGUGAAGAAUCAUUUCUGCCUAAAAGGAAUGUCAGGGGCAGAGGCCAGAAAGCAGUAAAGAGCGAGACUGUGGAAGCACCAGUAGCUCCUGCAGUCAGUGAUGGAGAUGAGGCUAAAGAGAAAAGAAAAGGAAGAAAAAGAGAGUUGGAGGCAAAUACAGAAGAUGAUUCCAGCAGUAGCUCCAAAAUUUCCAAAGGGAAGGAGAAAGUCCAAACAACAGAGCCAGCAGACGAAGGAGCAAAAGGUGAAACGAAAGAUGAGAUUCCUCUCCAAGCUAAGAGAGGUAGAGUGUCCAGCACUCAAGCAAAGAAGAAUGCAAAAGAUUACCCCACUGAAGUGGAGGUGGAAGAAGAGAGUGAGAAAAUGGAGGAGGAGGCUGUUGAGAGAAGAGGCAGAGGUCGGCCAUCAGCGGUCAAGAAAAAGAAGAAAGAGGAGCCGGAAGAAAGUGGAACAUGUGUUGAUCAGGAUGCACACAUGGAAGCAUCAGAGCCCCAGACUCCAACCAGCAGUGUAUCCAGGAAGCGACAGGCUCUUGUGGACUCCUCGCCUGUGGCAAAGACCCCUCGCUCCUCCUUCGCUGCCACGGCAGCUAGUGGUCGAUUACGAGUUGCCAGCCAGACCUACAAGGUGCUGUUCACAGGCAUGGUGGAUGAAACAGGGGAGAGAGUGUUGGCUCGUUUAGGAGGCUGCAUAGCUAAAGGCAUGGCUGACAUGAACUGUCUGGUCACUGAUAAGGUGCGCAGGACUGUCAAGUUCCUGUGUGCAGUGGCUAAAGGAGUCCCUAUUGUCACCACGCACUGGCUGGAAAAGAGUGGUAAGGCUGGGAGCUUCCUGUCUCCUAAUGAUUUCAUUGUGAAGGAUCCGGAGCAGGAGAAGAAGUUCAUUUUCUGCCUGCAGGAGUCUCUGAGGAUUGCCGGCAGUCAACCUCUCUUACAGGGAUAUGAGAUCCAUGUUACAAAGUCAGUGAAGCCGGAGCCAGUUCAAAUGAAAGACAUAAUCACCUGCAGUGGAGCUACCUUUCUUCCUAAGAUGCCCACUUCUCACAAGCCUCAGACUGUAGUGAUUUCUUGUGAGGAGGACUGGCCGCUAUGUGGCCCGGCUCUCUCUGCAUCUAUCCCAGUUGUCACUGCUGAGUUCAUUCUCACAGGGACCCUUCAGCAGAAACUUAACUUUCAGACCCACUCGCUCUCUGCUCCUACAAGCAAUCUGCCAACUGCAGGAGGCAGAGGGAGGGGCAGGAAGAAGACUUAGUACCACCAGGGUAUAUUGUAAAAGAAUGUGGCACCGUCUGCGUGUAAGAAAUCUGCCACAGUGUGGUUUUUCCAUCGCUCAUAGAUUCCCUUUCAAAUCAGAGACCAGUAGAAACACUAGUGAGUCAGCUGUUUGCUGUAUGAAAGACUAGAAGAAUGUAUUUGACAUAUGCAGCAAAAGUUGAUCACUUGUUGUUCACUUGCAUGGUUGUAAACACACUGUAUACAUCCACAGUGUGCAUGUGUGUAAUUUUACUGUUAGCUGUCAAAUGUUAAAAACUAAUUUUACACGUAUAGCAUCACAUUGGAAAAGCGAUGGAAGAAGCAAAAUUUAGGAAACGUACCAAAGGGAUAAAGUGUCUCCAAUUUUUAUAUUUCAGAAAUCUACUUUCAGAACAGUCUUUUCUUACAAUCUUACCUUUUGCCUUGUACAUGUGAAGAAAACGUAGUUUUUAAAGUUGCAAAAGCUAAAAGCGAUGUUGCUGCUACACAGGGUGGGAAAUAAUUACCCAUUAACCGUCCUUGUCACGUUCCCCCUCUCAUCCUCCCCUGUGCUCCACCCCUCUCCUUGUACAACGAUAACAAGCAGAGCAGGAAUUAACACUGCUAAAUUGCUGCUACUCUCUAUGUGUGCUAAGUGCUUCAACUCACUCAGCCAGUUUGCCAGGUAACCAGCCAUGAAGUGGGAGUUGUAUAAUCAUGUUUGGGUGGUGAAAUAGUGGAACCGAUGGGGUCUGUUUUGAAAUCUGUCAGCUAUGGUGAUCAGUGGAUGAAAAAAGCUUGUUUCCUGUCCAGAUAAGAAGUGCGUAGUGCCUUUUUAUACCAAGGUAAUCAUGAACCCACCAGUGUGUCUGUUGUUCCUUUGUCCAUUAACCAUCACCAUCUACUCCAUUAAGGCUUCAUCCAUUCCUAUUACCUCCAGGGAUGAGACACAGAUAUACGCACCUGAAUGCUGAUGCUGCUUCUUCAUCAAUAUCUUAUAGUGUUUGUCCUUACCAUACAUUUACCUACAGUGUGUUAAUUUUUUGUAUGCAAAAAGACCAGUAUACAGAACUCACAUUUGCUUUCUUUCCUGACCCACUGUAAAUCUUUCAACUUGCUGCAGUGUUGAUGUAUUUAGGAUGGACUCUUUCACUUGUAACAAAGUUUGAUUUUAGAACUGUUAAAUAGCUUAUAUCUCAGUUUGGCACUGUCACAUCAUGAAGUCUGUCUGUAUUACCAAUGAAAACAUUAAAUAUUUUCUAUUAUGUUUAA
Molecule: messenger RNA, 7717 nt
Organism: Siniperca chuatsi (mandarin fish)
Lineage: Eukaryota; Metazoa; Chordata; Actinopteri; Centrarchiformes; Sinipercidae
Gene: mdc1
Product: mediator of DNA damage checkpoint 1
Exons: 11
Coding region: 330-6464 (2044 amino acids)
Biological process (GO): positive regulation of transcription initiation by RNA polymerase II
Cellular component (GO): nucleus
Molecular function (GO): protein binding
Source: RefSeq, a predicted model, not a curated record